Pichia kudriavzevii is the source of this 2463-nucleotide messenger RNA. RefSeq lists its product as uncharacterized. Bases 1 to 2463 code for a protein of 820 amino acids. The record is from RefSeq and is a predicted model, not a curated record. Lineage: Eukaryota; Fungi; Ascomycota; Pichiomycetes; Pichiales; Pichiaceae. The transcript has a single exon.
AUGGCUGUCUCUGAGGAGAGCAUUACAGAGGCAACGAUGUUACUUGUUAUACAGUUGAUUACCUCUUUGUUGACGUUGGCCACUGCGUCUCCUAUAUACAGGAGAGAAACACAUUCGGCGAAAGUGGAGAAACCUGGUUUACUUCAACAGGAACUAGUGUAUGGCCCAGAUUUUAUUGCUGUGGAUGUCGGCAUUGGUUCUAACAACCAAUCGCUUUUACUAAAGUUGGAUUUCAAUACGGCAGACAUUUGGGUCAAUUCUGACCUGAACGACUUUUGUUUGGCCUACUAUUCAAUACCCAAUUUUGUCAAUGGCACUGAAAAUGCAGCUAUGUGGAAUUCUUUUAAUGAGAAUCUGAGAGGCAACUUCACUAAUCAGAUCAAUGAAUUCCAUAACGAAAAGAUCAAUGCUUUGGAAACUAUUGCACCAACGGCUACCUCGAAAUUGAGCAGCCAGCUCAAUAAAAUCCAAACUGAAUUUCAGUCUCUGCUUUCUGAACAACAUGUCUCCGUGACCAAAGAGAUUUCUAACUUCUUGGGUACCGCUUCUCUUCCAACAGAUUCUGUCAUUGAAACGUUCCUCUCGGGAGUUCAUUCUGCUGCAGAAAACCUUGGUAAAGAGAUUACGUCCAAUGCAUACAACUUUGAAAGAGAAGCCACCUCAAUGGGUGAGUUGCUUGGAGUGAAAGUCACUACUGUCAGCGACCAUGUUUUGACGUUGGUCACUGGUCCUGCACAGGACUUUGCUUCUGAAGUUACCAGUAAAGGUGGCGAGUUUGCAACUAAAGUCACCAGUGAAGGCGGCGAGUUUGCAACUAAAGUCACCAGUGAAGGUGGCGAGUUUGCAACUAAAGUCACCAGUGAAGGCGGCGAGUUUGCAACUAAAGUCACCAGUGAAGGUGGCGAGUUUGCAACUAAAGUCACCAGUGAAGGUGGCGAGUUUGCAACUAAAGUCACCAGUGAAGGCGGCGAGUUUGCAACUAAAGUCACCAGUGAAGGUGGCGAGUUUGCAACUAAAGUCACCAGUGAAGGUGGCGAGUUUGCAACCAAAGUCACCAGUGAAUUCGGUGAUGUCACUUCUGAUGUCGUUAGCGGAUGGAACAAGUUCACCACUGACAUCACUAGUAAAGGCGGCGAAUUUGCAACUAAAGUCACUUCAGGGUACGGUGAUGUUACAUCCAAUGUCGUUAGUGGAUGGGAUAAAUUUACCUCUAACUUUGUUGGGAUUUUCAAAAAAGCUUCCCCAACGACAAGAUCUUCUGUUGCUCACACCUCCACUUAUAACUUCAUUCCACAAGAAACUCAAAUUUCAAAUGGUAGCGUUAUAUUUGAUAACAGCACUAUUGGAAUCGAUGACUUUUUGUACCAGGUAUCACAUGACUGCUCCUUAUUUGGUGUCUUCAAUGAUUCGUCCUCUAACUCAUUCCAAUCGAGUUCGGAGAUCUUCUUUUCUAAUGACAGUUACGGUGCUUUCGGGCACUUGGGCAAUGAUACUAUUCACAUGGGUGGUGUGUCUGUCGACAAUGUAACUUUUGGAGUUGCAGACUCGUCUCUUUCGAACAUUGGUAUCGUUGGUGUCGGUAAGUCAAACAGAAAUUCCUCUUUCAAGUCCUUCCCUGAGAUUCUUGUUGACAGAGGUAUUAUAAACAAGGCGUUAUACUCUAUCGAUUUCAAUUACCAUGCGCCCUCCAUAUUAUUUGGAGCCAUCGAUUACGCUAAAUUUGGUGGAAAUAUUACGCUGCUUCCUCUACUUAACGAAACAGAGGGUGCAAUCGCUGUCACAUUGUCAGGACUCGGUAUUACAUCAUUUGACAAUGAGACUGCUGAGUUUGUACAGGGUAAAGCACCAGCGAUUCUUGAUCCAACUUCUAACUCGGUGCUUUUCCCUAGGGAGGUUUUGAGUUCAUUUGUGUCUUCUCUAAACAAAACCUUUGAUGUUAGCUAUAACUCUAGCUUCGGUAGAUAUGUUUUGCACCGUGAUGAUGACGUCUAUAUUGACGACUACGCUCUCAACUUCGAUUUCCAAGGAUAUAACUUCAGUGUUGAUUUAGACAACUUUGUCAUUCCAGUCUUGGAAGACGAGACUAUCUUUAUCAAUGGUUCGACUCUUUCAAAUGGAGCUAGUGCCAACUCUUCCUUUUAUUUUUCCAAGUUUGAUGAACCAUAUCCUGUUGAUGACAUUCCUGUUCAUGUAAAUAAUGCCUCCUUCAUUGACGAGAAAACUUUCAUUUUGAACAUUAUAGAAUCGGAUGAUGGCUCUGUAGUGUUAGGCUUAGACUUAUUAGAUUCUACAGUUCUUGUUAUUGAUUUGGAGUCAUUGCAAGUUGGUUUCACCAGAAGUCACUCCUCAGAUUCCCAGAUUGUUGUCAUUGAAAAUAAAAUUCCUUUUUCAAGCAAAGCUCCGAAAUAUUCUGACUAUUAUGGAUCAAACAACGUCACCUCUUUAACAGCUGUUCAUGUUUAA